GGAGUGUGUAUUGUUUGCAACAAAGCGGUACCAAAUUGUAGUGAGUGUUUUGACAACAAAUGUGUUUCAUGUGAAGAGGGUUUUUAUUUGAACUCCAAUAAUACAUGUGAGUCUUGUGGUAUUACAAAUUGCACGACGUGUGAAUUUAAUGGGACGUGUGACAUGUGCACUUUUGACAAAACACUCACCAAAAACAUGACACAAUGUAGUGAAUGUGAAAGCAAUGAAGGGUGUUUAAAUUGUUUGUCCGACGUUGUCGGGUGUUCAGUAUGUCGUGAAGGGUAUUAUUUGGUGGACCACUUUUGUGAAAGAUGUGGAAAUAAGUGCACAAGGUGCGACUCGAGUGGAAAUUGUGUUCAAUGUGAAACGGGUUAUUCAACACAAAACGGAGUUUGUGUUGCAUGUCAUUAUAUUCAGAAUCAUUGUUCUACAUGUGUUUCUUCAAGUGGGUUGUGUACUUCUUGUGAUUUGGGGUAUAUGAUCUUAAAUACAAAAUGUGAGGAGUGUGGUACUUAUUAUGAAAAUUCUGAUUAUUGUAACACUACAAGUGUUCAACAUUGCAAGGCAAAUUAUUUCAUCAAGAAUGCGCAGUGUGUCCAAUGUUCCGUGAUAUACGGGUGUAUGGAAUGUAACGAAAACAACGAAUGCAUAAAAUGUGACACGGAGCUGAAUAUGUUUAAUAACAAUGGUGUAAUGGAAUGUUCUUCAGAUUGUAAUGUUGAUGGGUGCACGAAUUGUAAUAUUGAUGGUGUUUGUUCUCGCUGUGACACAUCAUAUACAUUAGACAAAGUAAACAACAAAUGCAUAAAAUGUUGGGAUUUAUUCGACAACUGUGGAGUGUGUAAUCAAACAGAGAAAUCAUGUGCAAUUUGUGAUUCAAAUGUGUUCUAUUUAGAGGAAGGUGUUUGCAAGCGGUGCUCAAACUCGAUUUCCAAUUGCGAAGAAUGUUCAAACAAAAACGUGUGCAUGCGUUGUGUUGGAAAUUAUCAUGUCGUUAACGGGAAAUGUGUCUCCAUUUCAUCGAACUUGAAAAACAGCCAAACCGAUUGCACACGAGAUCAAUAUUUCAAUGUCACAUGUGUUGAUAUUCCGUUUGAUAGUUUUAAAUAUUCAGAGACUGAAAUUAUGAAGUGUGAAAGGCGUAUGUUUGGAUGUUCUUCGUGCCAAUACAAAACAAGCACUUCCGCUGAUUCUUUUGAUUCAGAUGCAUUAGAGUGUUCUUAUUGUAAAGCGGGAUAUGCCUUUGAUUCGGAAAAGAAUAUGAAAUGUAUUGAAACAACAGAAAUGAUUGAUGAAAAGGGCGUUCGAAUUCAUUGUCAAAGAGGGUGUGUGGGAUGCACAACUACAGACAACUGUCCGUAUGCAGACACUAUCAAAUUUACAGCAAGAAACUUUGAGAAAGUGACAUACUCUCAACAUCAAAAAUGUAACGCAUACCGUCGUGGAUAUGGUUGUGUCGAAUGUUCAAGUUCUAUUGUCACAUCUGGAGUGUGUCUUGAUUUCGAAAGAAACUCGACUUGUUCUGUGUUGAAAGAAGUAAAUGGGGUAAUAUCAUGUAUUCAACCUAUUGUUACAACUAAAGAUCAAACAAAAAGUGAUGACGGAAAUUGUGAAAUCACUUUAUAUGGCAGUUGCAAAAAGUGUGACAUGUUUUAUUAUUUGGGCCACUCAUCUCCUCAAGUUUGCUUGCUUUGUACUGAAGACAAGAGAUGUGGAUAUUGUCAAAAUUCUACAAUAUGUGAAGUGUGUGCCUCGGGCUAUGUUUUACAAAACGGCACAUGCGAAAAUAUUCUUCAUUGCGCAGACCCACAGACAAACUGGUGCAAUUUAUGUGAGGAUGGGUAUUAUCUUUCACGUGGGGUUUGUAUAGAAAAGUCUGAUAAAAACUGUGUUUUGUAUAGCGAAAAUGACGACACACUAUGUCUUCUUUGUAAAAAUGAAUAUUUGUUGUCCGAUAAAAAGUGUGUUUCACCAAGCGAUCACAAUUGCGAGGUCAUCGAUUCAAAAACUUCGACGUGCAUUAGAUGCCAAUUUGGGUAUCAAUUGGAUGCUGCUAUGAAUUGUGUGGCAAUUCCAACACCGCAUUGUAUUUCGUCUUUGAAAUAUGACUGUUUGAAAUGCGACUUAACAACCAAUAUGGUUCGCGGUCCGUUGGGUGACAUUGUGUGUUCCAAUAAUAUUAGUGAUGAAAAAUGUUUGAUUUUAAGUACAACGGGGUGCGUUCGAUGUAAACCAGGAUACUAUAUCAAGAACGGUAGAUGUGUAGCGUGCAAUCCAAUGUGUCGUAUGUGCGUGAGUCAACCCAACAAUUGUGUGGCGUGUCAGUUUGGAUAUUAUUACAACACUACUACCAACACUUGUUUAUCUCUUGGUGAUUUGAUGGAGACAUGCGAACUGUUUUUACCGAGUGGCGAUAAGUGCAGUGUAUGUAAAUCUGGAUAUUACAUGAAUAAUGGUGACUGUGUAAGGUGCAGUGAUGCGUGUGAGAAGUGUAUCACCAACUCCACUUUUUGUUUAACGUGCAAUAAAGACAAAGGAUAUUACUAUGACUUGGAAAGCACAACGACAACAAAGUGCAAACCCACUUCGUUGCUUCUCCACUGUUCAUCGUCUGUUAGUGAUGGGUGCAGUCUUUGUGAAACUGGAUUUUAUUUAAAUUUGUAUCACAAGUGUGUUCCUUGUAUGGACAACUGCCAAAGGUGUGGUAAUAGUUGGUCGUGUGAGACGUGUAAGACCACAUUUGUGUUGAAUUCCAACAAUACGUGUAUCGUAUGGACUUCUAUUAAUAAGUGUGUAUCAUACUCUACUGAAUAUCAGACGUGUUCAAAGUGUUCAUUUUCAUAUCGAGUGUCAUCUUCUGGAAACAGUUGUGAGUACUCUUCUGGUAUCACAAUUGCAUUGGUUGUCCCAUUAGUCUUUUUUGUCAUAUUGUUUAUUGUCGUUAUAUGUGCUCUGUUGUUGAUGUACUUCCAGCACAGAGCUACAAUAAAAGCGAAGGAGCUUCUUGUCAAUAGUAUUAAGAUCACUGAUGCAAAGAUGUAUGGCUUGACAUUCACGCGAUUUGGAGGAAUUAAAUCGCCGUUGGUUUGUUCAGAAACAGACAUUGAAAUUGCCACCAGCCAAGGGUACCAAAUUCCAGUGAACAAAUUAACACAAAAAACAUUUCUAGUUGGGAAUGACCGGAAAAGAAACGUCAAAGUCCAAUUCACACAAAAAGAAGAAGAGAAAUUCACUGUUGAGAUCAAUCCGUCGAUAGUCACAAUCAAUAAGGGAAUGGCUGUUGAGGUCAUCUUAGCGGUGAAACCAAUGUGCACAUGCGAUGUAUCCUCUUCCAUUCUAGUUUCUUUCCUUGAACUCAGAAAAGCUAAAAUAGACCAAGUCGACUUGAAUUUCCACUUUUCGACUGAAAUUUCGACGCGCCUCGACCCGCAAGAAAUUCAGAAAUUACGUAAAUUGGGUGAAGGCUCAUUUGGGAUUGUGUAUGAAGGAAUUUACAGAGGCGAGAAGGUUGCGAUCAAGAUGAUCAAAGACAUUCCCAACUUUUCAUCGAAUGGUGACGAGUUUGAGAAGGAAGUUCAAAUGUUGGAUAAGUUCCGAAGCGAUUACAUCAUCAACUUCUUUGGUGCCGUAUUUAUACCUAAAAAGCGGUGUAUGGUCACUGAGUUUGCGAAGUUUGGGAGUUUGCAAGAUGUAAUGAGACAUCAAAAGAGAGAUGAAAUUGGUAUGAAUGUUAAAGUGAAGAUGUUAUUAGAUGCUGCUAGGGGGAUUGAGUAUUUACACAACAACAGAAUUAUACAUCGAGAUAUCAAACCAGACAAUAUCUUGGUCCUUUCAUUAACCAUCGAUGAAAAUGUCCUUGCAAAAUUGACUGAUUUCGGGACGUCGAGAAACAUCAACGUGAUGAUGGGGAACAUAUCCUUCACAAAAGGAAUUGGUACUCCUGUCUAUAUGGCGCCUGAAAUUCUGAAUAGGAGUUAUUACAAAGAACCAGCGGAUAUAUAUUCAUUUGCAAUCACGAUGCUCGAGACUAUCACUUGGGAACACGCGUUCCCAAAAGAAGAGUUCAAGUAUCCAUGGAAUGUUGCCUCGUUCAUUUCAAGUGGAAAACGCCCAGAAAGUAUUCGAACAAUAGAAAAUAAGAAGAUGAGAGAAGUGAUUGAAGCGUGUUGGGGGAAUGACCCAGUUCAGCGUCUCCCGAUCACUGCAAUAGUCGAACAAUUAUCGCAAGUGUGGAUGCAAUAA
Entamoeba invadens IP1 is the source of this 4242-nucleotide messenger RNA. Its product is annotated as protein kinase domain containing protein. The transcript has a single exon. Lineage: Eukaryota; Evosea; Mastigamoebida; Endamoebidae. Gene Ontology annotation, biological process: protein phosphorylation. The annotation marks the transcript as partial. Gene Ontology annotation, molecular function: protein kinase activity; ATP binding. The record is from RefSeq and is a predicted model, not a curated record.